Molecule: messenger RNA, 1915 nt
Organism: Drosophila bipectinata
Lineage: Eukaryota; Metazoa; Arthropoda; Insecta; Diptera; Drosophilidae
Gene: Zip99C
Product: Zinc transporter Zip99C
Biological process (GO): zinc ion transmembrane transport; intracellular zinc ion homeostasis
Cellular component (GO): membrane
Molecular function (GO): zinc ion transmembrane transporter activity
Source: RefSeq, a predicted model, not a curated record
UGUUUGUUGUUAUUGUUUUUCAAUUUUCCACACGGCACGAAUAUAGUAAACAAAAAAAAUAUAUAUGCAUGUGAUAAUGGCGAGCUUGUAAUUUUGGAUCCGACUGGCGGGGCAACGGUAUCAUUAGACCCAAGUUUUCCGAGGGGUCAAGUGCACGUUUUAGCUCCUAAAAAGAGCUAAAAAAUAAAAGUGAAUCGUGCAAUUACUGCGAAGUAAAACGGGUGCCAAGAAAAUGAUCGCAACUACGCAUUAGCAAUAUAUUUCACAAAACAAUCUUCCUGCCAGUACGUCAAAGACUAAAAAACAAUCCAAAAUAAAACUGAAAGUUUGUGCUUAUAAAAUUGUAUUUAUCACAAAGCUGAUAACUGAACAGCGCGUUGACCCGGUUACUCCAGCAAUCUAAAUUACGCUGUUCCCACUCCUAGUGCAUAUAAGAGACUGAAGUAUUCAUUCAAAGGUCACAGGACAUGACCAGGGAGUGACCAACAAAUCGACAGUUCCAGCACAAGCCCAGACCCCCAAAGCGCACAAGUAGCCACAGUAAGGCCGUCAACAAUGACCACCAUCAGCAACAGUAGCUUCUUUGAAGAACAUAUAGCCAUCAUAUACAACAGCCUGAUGGAGCAGUACAUGCCAGAAUACUUCAAGAGUUUCCAGUAUACGCCAUGGGUAUUCUCCCUCCUGGGAUCGGUGGUCAUUGGCCUCAGCGGUAUAUUCCCGCUUCUCAUCAUUCCCACGGAUGAGAAAAUGGCCAAACAGGGCUACAAGGAUCCUGCCGAAUCAAAACUCCUAAGAGUUCUUCUAAGCUUCGCAGUCGGUGGACUGCUGGGCGAUGUGUUCCUCCAUCUGUUGCCCGAGGCCUGGGAAGGCGAUAGUCAAGAUCCAUCUAGUCACCCGUCCCUGCGCUCGGGACUUUGGGUACUCUCCGGCAUACUCAUCUUCACCAUCGUGGAGAAGAUCUUCUCUGGCUACGCGAGCGCAGAUGAGGAGAAUCCCCAACCGAAAUGUGUGGAAAUCGCCAACUGCCUGCUUCGCCGUCAUGGUGGAAAGCUGCCGGAAGGCGAGACCCCUGAUAGCUGCGGUGGGGCAUGCGACAUCGAGGACGUGGACAAGGUUUGCUUCCUGCGCGAGCGAGAGCAGAAGUCAAAGGAAAAGAAGGAACAACCUAAGAAGGUUGCUGGAUAUCUGAACCUGCUGGCAAACUCGAUCGAUAACUUCACACACGGCCUGGCAGUGGCCGGUUCAUUCCUUGUUUCCUUCCGGCACGGAGUUCUGGCCACUUUUGCUAUCUUGUUGCACGAAAUUCCUCACGAGGUGGGUGACUUCGCUAUCCUCCUUCGCUCCGGCUUCAGCCGCUGGGACGCAGCACGCGCCCAACUUCUGACAGCGGGAGCUGGACUUCUGGGUGCCCUGGUGGCUAUCGGGGGUUCCGGAGUUACAUCGGCCAUGGAGGCACGUACUUCGUGGAUCAUGCCGUUCACCGCCGGCGGCUUUCUGCAUAUUGCCCUGGUCACAGUAUUACCUGAUCUCUUAAAGGAGGAGGAGCGAAAGGAGUCCAUUAAGCAGCUACUAGCCCUCGUAUUCGGCAUCGCGUUAAUGGCCGUGAUGACCAUGCUAUUCGAACACUAGGAACUAAAGACGACAGCAUUCUAAGCGAAAAAAUUCAUCCAGUCGCAGUCUUAGGCACUAGAACCAUAGUUCUGGUGGGCUAAGAUUGUGGCUGGCAGUUUUAAAAUUACACAUGAAUUUGUUGUACUUUAUGGGAUUCUUGAUCCUGUCUGCGUUAUGUAAUUAUAGCCAAUAUGAAUGAUAUUUAAACUAUUGUUAAUAAUUACGUAUUACUGUAACAUACUUAUGAAACGAAAAUUCAAUAGAAAGUUAAGGGAAAGUCCUCGACUCUCCGAUAUCCAUGAAA